CCGGCUGCAAACGCGCGCGGGGCGCUGCGGCUCUGCCUGGCUCGUGCGGGGCCGUUGGAGCCUCUCCCGUGGCCGGAGAAGGGUUUUGUGCCGCUCAAGCUCUGGGCAUGCGCAGAUCGGGGGCAAGUCCCGCAUGCGCAGAAGCAGCGCUCACCCGCUGCUGCUCCCUGGCGCUGCGGGGCCGGGCGGAGCAGGAGGGUCUGUGCCGGGGAGACCCAUUAACCCCCCGUGCCCGGCCCGCGCCCUGCUCCCGCUGGGGCCGCCCCGGGCUCUGCCCGCCCCGCUGCGGCGCUGCAGCCUCCAGGCUAUAGAAUAACAUCCACGUUUGCUCCAGAUCAUCCCAUCCUCCCAGGGGGAAGGAAAUGGCUGCAAUGGAGGUGGCUCAGGGGCCAGUGACUUUCGAGGAGGUGGCUGUGUAUUUCACCAGGGAAGAGGGGGCUCUGCUGGACCGCUCUCAGAGAGCCCUCUACAAGGAUGUCAUGCAGGAGAACUAUGAGACGGUGGUCUUGCUGGGGUUUCCAGUUUCCAAACCUGAUGUGAUCUUGCAGCUGGAACGAGGGGAAGAGCCGUGGGUCCCAGACCUCCAGGGGUCUGAGAAAGAAGUUCUCCUGAGAGUUGCCUGCACAGGUGAUGGGAUGGUGAGUGAGAAUGAGGAGGAGAAACCCCAGCAGGAAGAUGCUGAGCAAGUAGAACCACAUGGAACGUUAUCAGGAAGAUCUAAAGGGAAUGUUUCCGAGAGUUGUGCACUCCGAGAAAAAGCAAAAGCCUGUGAGACUCAGCAGAUGCCAGAGGAAAACUUCAGUAGCCACUCAGACCUUAUAACAUGCGAUAGAAUCAACUUGGAAGGGAGACCCUACACAUGCCAUGAGUGUGGGAAAAGCUUCAGUUGGAACUCUGCCCUUAUCACACAUUGGAGAACCCACACUGGAGAGAAGCCCUACACAUCCUCUGAAUGUGGGAAAAGCUUUAGUCAGUGUUCAAAUCUUAUCACACAUGAGAGAAUCCACACAGGCGAGAUGCCCUACACAUGCUCUGAGUGCGGGAAAAGCUUUAAUCGGAGCUCACACCUUAUCACACAUGAAAGUAUCCACACAGGAGAGAAGCCCUACAUGUGCUCUGAGUGCGGGAAAAGCUUCAUUGAUAGUUCAAGCCUCAUCUCACAUGAGCGAAUCCACACAGGAGAGACACCCUACACAUGCUCUGAGUGUGGGAAAAGCUUUAAUCACAGCUCUACCCUGAGCAAACAUAGAAGAAUCCACACAGGUGAGAAACCUUAUGGAUGCUCUGAGUGCGGGAAAAGCUUUAGUCAGCGUUCAGACCUUAUCACACAUCAGAGAACCCACACAGGAGAGAAGCCCUACACAUGUGCUAAGUGCGGGAAAAGCUUUAAUCGGAGUUCACACCUUAUCACACAUGAGAGAAUCCACACAGGAGAGAAGCCAUACAUGUGCUCUGAGUGUGGGAAAAGCUUUGGUCAUCACUCAACCCUUAUCACACAUCAGAGAAUCCACACAGGAGAGAUGCCCUACACAUGCUCUGAAUGCGGGAAAAGCUUCAUUGAUAGUUCAAGCCUCAUCUCACAUCAGCGAAUCCACACAGGGGAGACGCCCUACACAUGCUCUGAGUGUGGGAAAAGCUUCAGCGGGCGCUCACACCUUAUCAGACAUCUGAGAAUCCACACAGGAGAGAUGCCCUACACAUGCUCUGAGUGCGGGAAAAGUUUCAAUCGGAGCUCUAACCUUAUCACGCAUCAGAGAAUCCACACAGGAGAGAGACCCUACACAUGCCCUGAGUGCGGGAAAAGUUUAAAUAGGAGCUCAAACCUUAUUACGCAUCAGAGAAUCCACACAGGAGAGAGACCCUACACAUGCUCUGAGUGCGGGAAAAGCUUCAAUCGGAGCUCAAACCUUAUCACGCAUCAGAGAAUCCACACAGGAGAGAGACCCUACACAUGUGCUGAGUGCGGGAAAAGCUUCAAUCGGAGCUCAAACCUUAUUACGCAUCAGAGAAUCCACACCGGAGAGUAGCCCUACAUGUGGUCUGAGUAUGGGAAAAGCUUUAGUCAGCACUCACAACUUAUCUCACAUUGUAGAAUCCACAGAAGAGAGACACCCUUCACAUGUUCUGAGUGCGGGAAGAGCUUUAGUUAUCGCUUGCAGGAAAAGCUUCAGUUGGAGCUCAUGCCUUAUCAGACAUCAGAGAAUCCACAAAGGGGAGAUGCCAAAUACAUCAGGCCUGCACAUCUCGUAAAGCGGCAAGGGCCGUAUUACUCCAGAGAAAACAGCUGAGGGCCGAAAUCCCCUAGCCCUGCCAACCCCCCCCCAGUGCUGCCCAGCCCCGUGGAAACAAACCCUCCUUUCCCAGUGCCACCCCGCCGAAACAGCUGUGAGCUGAAAAGGAAGGUGGGGGGGGGGAGGUGAUACUUCAUUAAGAAUUUUUCAAU
Messenger RNA from Malaclemys terrapin pileata, 2443 nucleotides. RefSeq names its product zinc finger protein 883-like. Gene Ontology annotation, biological process: regulation of DNA-templated transcription; positive regulation of reciprocal meiotic recombination. The record is from RefSeq and is a predicted model, not a curated record. Gene Ontology annotation, molecular function: histone H3K4 methyltransferase activity; histone H3K36 methyltransferase activity; recombination hotspot binding. Gene Ontology annotation, cellular component: nucleus. Bases 363 to 2027 code for a protein of 554 amino acids. NCBI's taxonomy places the organism in Eukaryota, Metazoa, Chordata, Testudines, Emydidae. The transcript has 5 exons.